CCCCCAUCAUUCAAUGGAACUUCUCCUCCAGCUUUGCCAGUGUGUUCCGUACCAGUGCUUCCCGUACGGCCGGUAGUCUACAUUCUUCGUCCACUGGCGGUACCUGGGGCAGUGCCAAGUUACCCUGCAUCCCCAAAGCUAGUUCACCACUUUAGUUCCUUUCCCUACUCCGUACUCUCUUGUCCUCUCAUGUGUUCAUUGACUUUGUUCUUGCUUUGGUUCCUCUGAUCUCCAUCCAUCUUUUCCUCCUUAGGAAAUUCGUCUUCGACGGCCUUGUUCCCCACCGGAUUUUGUGGGAGCGUUCGCUGCUCGAUACUUAAACACCCCGUCAUUCCCAUUGACAUUCUCCUUCAGCAUCACACAGCAAUCCUGUACACUUUACACCAUAAUAUCUACUUUUGUACAGCAUUCUCAUAUUUCUAAUUAUCAACCAUCCAUCUUAUUACUCGCGACUAUGAAGUUUCUUGCUCCCCUUGCUCUGCUCGUGUCCGCGGUGGCAGCCAGCCCUAUCCUUCAAGCUCGCGAUACCGCGAAGAGUUUCUACCUCAAGACCUCCGGUGCUGCCAACGAUGCUCACAACAACCUCUAUGUCUACGCCUACCACACUGGUGCGGGCUUCAACGAUGCCGUGCUCACCGCCGAGAAGUCCACCGCCCGGACCGUCACCUUGAAUGGCACCAACGCCCAAUUCGACCUGGGCACCACGCUUCCCUGGGGUUUCAAGAUGGGUGCCGACACUAACUAUGCUUCAUGGGAACCCGUCCAGAUCAAUGUCGGUUACGGUGACGAAGGUUUCUCCAUCAACGGUACAAGUCUCGAGUGGUCGGAGCAGAACGGUUUCGGCGGCUGGUUGGUCUGCGAAUGGUACCACAACGCUCCUCAGCUCUUCUGGCUCUACAAAUACAUUCCGGCCACAGUCCCUUCCUCCUGCGACAAGGUUGAUCUUACCGUUGAAUAUUCCUCAUGAGGACCCGACACGAGGGACACACAUGAUAACGAACGCUCGUGGUUGACGAAUCAUACGACGCAAAGAUAAAGAUCGGGAGAACACACGCCACCUUCUCUGCGGCUUGACGCUCCAAGAUCUGUUUCAAUACGACGACGGUCAAGAUUUUUCUGUGAUGCUCAUGCUAAUUAAUCGUAAUAAUGACCCGCGAGGACGAUG
This is a messenger RNA of Aspergillus saccharolyticus JOP 1030-1, 1165 nucleotides long. RefSeq lists its product as uncharacterized. Lineage: Eukaryota; Fungi; Ascomycota; Eurotiomycetes; Eurotiales; Aspergillaceae. The transcript is spliced from 3 exons. The coding region runs from base 455 to 967 and encodes 170 amino acids. The record is from RefSeq and is a predicted model, not a curated record.